AUGACUAAUUCAAUGCUAUUAGCAACAGAUCGAAAGACUCGAUUUGAUGAAAUGCCAAAUUUUCCCGGGCAUCCUUCCGAGGAUGUAGAACGUUUUCUAAAAAGUAUUAAGAAUAUUACGAAAGCAAACGAUGAAUCAGAUAAUCAUGAAAUUCUUGAAAUUGUUCGUGCACAUGCCGUUUCUGGCUCAUAUCGUUAUGUUGGCUGCUAUCAACACGUAUUCUAUGAUAGUGCGUUCACAAGUUCAUAUAUGGAACCAACGUUGUGUUUUCGUUUGUGUGAAACACCAAUGAUUUAUUUACAAAACAAUCUAUGUCGAUGUGCAGGCAGUGGUCUAAUGGAUUAUAAUCGUCAAAGAGAUUCAUCAUGUUCUAUACCAUGUAAAGCCGUAGUUGAUGGUCACGUAAAAACUAAUAUGUGUGGUGGCCGAGAUGCAUACUCCGUUUAUGCCGAAGAACAAUUUUAUACUCGACAUGCACAUUUACUGAAGUAUCAAAUAAAAUUUGCAUCAUGUCAAUUUUGGAAUACUUCUGGUUAUUAUGAUACAGUGCAAGUUGAAAUUGAUGAAUCAUCUACUAAUUCAUCAUUGAGUAAAUUAGAACGAUGUGCAGCUGCAUGUCUUGAUCGCAAUACUACAACAAAAUCAAUAGGUUUCAAUGCCGAUAGCAAUCAGUGCUUGUGUAUAGUAUCACCGAAAUCAAAUCUAGAAUCUAGUCGCGCACUUUAUUUAACAAUUCUACCAAACAAUAAAUGUGACCGGCAUUGUGACAACAUAUUGGGUGAUUCAAACGUUGAACACAAUUUUCAAUGCGGUUCAUUAACAAAUCAACGUAUAUGGGCCAUAUACGAUCUAAAUUAUGCAUGCCCAAUUGAUUCUGUCUAUGUAGAAGAAUUUCAAAAAUGUAUAUUUGCAGAGAACGGAUUUAGAAGUCCCUGUUCAUCGCCAUCGAUAACGUAUGUUUAUGAUGGAAAUAUCACAUGGAAUGCAUUUUUAAGGGUUAUUGAAAAAAUAAACUUAACUAAAUCGAUGAUUUCAAUUAAUUUUAAUAAUAAUGUUACCAUUGAUCCUUCAUGGAAGUGUUUAAAUACAACAAAUGCAUACGGUCCAACACAGUCUAGCAUUUUUCCCGAUAAUACUAAGACAAGUUAUAUAUUAAACAAUGGCUGCUUAACUGUCCGUGUAUAUUCGUUUUAUUCGUACAGGCUGUUUGACACUCUAUGCAUAGAAGAUCCACUAAAUAAAGAUUCAUCUUUAUAUAAGCCUACAUCGGAUAGAUCUAUUUUAUCUUGGAAUAAUUUCAUGAAAACUUAUUGUCCAGAUAAUUGGUUUGAUCUUAAUGGAAAUUGUUACCGCAUGUCAGCUGAACCUAAACCAAUUCAAGAAGCAAGAGCUAGUUGCAUUGAUAAACCAAAGGCUGAUUUAAGUGAGAGUGAUGAAGAUAUUGUAUUAAACGACGAUAAUACUCAGAAUAAAACGAAAGAUGAAUACAAAGAUUACAUGGAGAAUAUCGAGAAAGGUGACAUCGUUCAAUAUACAUCAGAAUGGCAAGCCCGUCUUGGCUAUUAUCUUCUUGACACAAGAAUAUCAGUUAAUAGAACAACGCCUGGAGCAUUUCAAUCAUUUAAUCAAUAUCCACUAGCAUCAGUGACCACUAUUAAUAUGAAUCGUUCAUCUGUAAAUGAAUUUCAAAUGGUUAAUCAGCAGGAAAAUAAUAACUCAAUUGUAAAAGACGAUUUGUGUAUAAUUUCGACACGUUCAGCUGUCGACGACAAAGAAAGUUCUGUCGUAAGAAGUAUUCAAGUGAAUAAUUGUUCGAAACCAAGACGUGUUUUAUGUGAAAGAAAACCGCCUUUUAUUCGAACUCGUGAAUAUUGUUUAUCAAAUCCAUUAACACUUGGUUUACCAACCAUAAUAUCAAAUUAUUUAUCUCACGAAUCAUGCGUUACUAUUUGUGAACCAUUGGAAAGAAACUUUGCAGUUUUGAAUGUGAAUAAAUGUUAUUGUAUAAAUAGCAAUCUCGCUCAGUCGCAUCCUAUAAAACUAACUCAUGAAAAAUAUCGAACAAAAGAUUGUGGAAAUCUUUGCCCAGGUGAGUUCAUCUGA
This is a messenger RNA of Rotaria socialis, 2103 nucleotides long. The record is from the annotation of a GenBank genome assembly. NCBI's taxonomy places the organism in Eukaryota, Metazoa, Rotifera, Eurotatoria, Philodinida, Philodinidae.